This is a messenger RNA of Anarrhichthys ocellatus (wolf-eel), 1537 nucleotides long. Its product is annotated as calcium and integrin-binding family member 2-like. Gene Ontology annotation, cellular component: stereocilium; cell periphery; cytoplasm. NCBI's taxonomy places the organism in Eukaryota, Metazoa, Chordata, Actinopteri, Perciformes, Anarhichadidae. The transcript is spliced from 6 exons. Gene Ontology annotation, biological process: calcium ion homeostasis. Gene Ontology annotation, molecular function: magnesium ion binding; calcium ion binding. The record is from RefSeq and is a predicted model, not a curated record. The coding region runs from base 160 to 723 and encodes 187 amino acids.
GGCGUAACAAUCACCUUCUCCUCUGCAGCUGAGACCAGAACUAUACUGAGCCCGGAUCAGGAGCAUGAACGCAUAGACCGGGUCUCCUGCUGGACCGGAUGCACCAUGUGGUCCUGAAUGAGCUCAGACGGACCUGAGAUGUGAUGGGAGAGGAGCAGGAUGGGCAACAAGCAGACAACCUUCACGGAGGAGCAGCUGGAGGCGUUUCAGGACUGCACCUUUUUCACCAGGAAGGAGAUCCAGCGGUUACACAGUCGAUAUCGUGAACUCGCUCCUCAUCUAGUUCCGCUGGAUUACACCAACAACCCCGACAUCAGGGUUCCUCUGACACUCAUCGUCACCAUGCCGGAGCUCAAGGAGAACCCGUUCAGAGACAGAAUCGUAGAGACGUUCUCCGAGGACGGACACGGGAACCUCAGCUUCAACGACUUCGUCGACAUGUUUUCUGCACUCUGUGAAACUUCACCCAGAGAGCUCAAGACCAUCUACGCCUUCAGGAUUUACGACUUUAACAGGGACAACUUCAUCUGUAAGGAGGACCUGAAGAAGACCCUGAACAAGCUGACCAAAGGAGACCUGACCCCCGAGGAGGUCUCUCUGGUCUGUGAUAAGUCCAUGGAGGAGGCCGACCUGGACGGGGACAGCAAGCUCUCCUUCUCCGACUUCGAGAACAUGGUAUCAAAGGCUCCGGACUUCCUCAGUAACUUCCACGUACGAAUAUGAGACUCUUCAGAGGACACAACGUCUCCUCCUGAAACCCUCCGACCCACCUCGACUCAGUGCCUGACCUUUCUAUCGCCGGCGGAGAGUCUUCUUCUGGUCUGGACUCACAGAAGACACGUUUCAGAGGGAAAGUAGUUACUGCAUGAAAACCUUCUCUUUAAAAGACGGUGUUGUGGAGCGAUGAAACUACGACGGGGCUAAUUUUAUACCGAGAGAGAGCGUCUCCGACGUCUCCUCUGGACCGUCUCGCUCCUCGGAGACGCUUUGGGAGACGCUGCAGAGCAAACAGGGCUUUUCUGACUUCUGUGCUUUUGCAGAAAAGGUCGGAUCCACCGAUGGGAUUCAUUUCAAAAAGCACAGUUUUAAAGGGCAAACAAACAGUGAAGAGCUAUGCAAUGUGUUAAUGAAGUGCAUGUUGUAAAUGGCUCCUAGCUGUGUUCGGUUUCUUCUUCUGGUGUUGUGACUCGUUCUGGUGCAUAAUGACAAUCACAGUAGACUGUAGUUCAGUUGAUGGAAGGGCUCUCUGUCGUCUCACCUGUAAACUUUGGCUUUGAUAAAUCUCUCUUUUCCUUUUCACUCAUUCAAGAGAAAAAAGGUUUUCAGGCUAGAUUAGAAAUAAAUAAAUAAAUAAAUAAAAGAUGUUUCUGUUUCUCCAUGAAGCUUCUUAAACUGAUCCAGGUUCAUCUGGAAUAUCUCAACUCUCCUCUGAACACACUCUUCUACUGAUUCAUGGUUCCUUUAAACGUUCUGCAAAAAACAGACAGAAUACUGUUUUAUAUUAAGACGCUAAAUACACACUAAAGAUCUAGAAGAA